CACAAGACCAGCUAUAGACUACUAGCUCUUAACAAUGCAAGGCCUCAUUAUUAUUAUUAAGCCAUCGUCUUCCAAGCUCAGCAGCAGCUUGGUCGUCGUCGUUGCUGCUAUGAUGCUGCUGCUAGGGCUCGCCGGCGUCGCCCACGGCGGCGGCAGGAGGCGUCUCGUCGUCUCCAGCAACGAGGACGAGCCGUGCAGGAGGAUGACGGUCUACUACCACGACAUUCUCUACAGCGGCAACAACACGGCCAACGCGACGUCGGCGGCGGUGACGAGGCCGGCGGCGGCGCUGAGCACGUCGCGCUGGGCGAACGGAACCUACUUCGGCCUGCUGGUGGUGUUCGACGACCUGGUCACGGAGGAGCAGGCGCUGGCGUCGGAGCCGGUGGCGCGCGCGCAGGGCUUCUACUUCUACGACAGGAAGGAGGCGUUGAACGCGUGGAUGGCCUUCUCCCUCGUGUUCGACUCCGCGGCGUACAGGGGCACCCUCAACCUCAUGGGAGCCGACCUCAUGGCCGAGGAGACGCGGGACCUCUCCGUCGUGGGCGGCACCGGGGACUUCUUCAUGUCGCGGGGCGUCGCCACGCUGAGCACCAAGGCCAUCGAGGGUGCCGUCUACUUCCGCCUCAAGAUGGACAUCAAGCUCUACGAGUGCUACGUCUGAGACUGAGACCAUGCAUACUGCUGCUUCACGAUCUUCAAUUCGUCACGUACUUAACAUGUUUACUUAUAUAUACGUGUGUGUUGCCGUUUUUUCUGUAUUGUGUGUACCACAAUGUUGUGUAUAAUAUGUAUGGCGCUAUAUGGGUAUGAUGUAUUUGUAUCAACUCUAUAAUGAUGCACUUCCAAACAUUAAUAAAGCUUCUUUCUCUCCUC
This is a messenger RNA of Panicum hallii, 876 nucleotides long. Its product is annotated as dirigent protein 5-like. The record is from RefSeq and is a predicted model, not a curated record. The transcript has a single exon. NCBI's taxonomy places the organism in Eukaryota, Viridiplantae, Streptophyta, Magnoliopsida, Poales, Poaceae. Bases 35 to 664 code for a protein of 209 amino acids.